Pseudocercospora fijiensis CIRAD86 is the source of this 1407-nucleotide messenger RNA. RefSeq lists its product as uncharacterized. The record is from RefSeq and is a predicted model, not a curated record. Lineage: Eukaryota; Fungi; Ascomycota; Dothideomycetes; Mycosphaerellales; Mycosphaerellaceae. Bases 1 to 1407 code for a protein of 468 amino acids. The transcript has 3 exons.
AUGAGGUUACAUUUCGAGAAGGAAGACAGUGACGCUGUAGUGCGAACGCGCGCGUUCGAUGCUGCCAAAUCGGGCCCAUAUGAUCCGGGUCAGAUUCAAGUUUUCUACGACAACAGAACGUUCGCAGGCCCUGAAGACAAGCUACCAUUCUACCAAAGAUACAAGCUCGACGCAUUGUCGAGACUUGGACGCGCCGAUACCUGGAUCCCGCAAGAUCUUGAGCCUGGAAAGAUCCGGCUCGUAUGGUAUACUCAUGUUGGCAACGAAGGCAAACGCGACUUCCUGCUCCAUAAAUGGGAAGCUGUGAAGGAGAUGUUCGACUCGCUCUCACAAGAAGGAUUCAGGCCCAUGAUAUGUGGCUACUCGAAUGAGAAUCCAUUCCCGAUGCUUGGCGGCGUAGAACCUCCUCCGCCACCGAAGAAAGCCGAGAAGAAGGAGCCCAAGAAGGCGAAGACCUGGAGCAACCAUGUAGCUGGCCAUGUUGAAGGCAGCACACCUCACGACCGAGUCAUGGCCAUUAUUCAGGCGGAUGAGAAACGAGAAGCAGAACUACGCGAAAUUCAAGCGAGAGAAUGGAAGGACGUCAAGAAGGUCAACGAUGAGGAAGGAGGUCUGGCAGAAAAGGAAAAGCUGAUUGCAGCUGCCCAUUCGGCCCGAAGAAAGCGAGAAGAGCACAACCAACAGACCUUCGGCUUCUUGAAGCUACCCACGGAACUUCGAAAUAUAAUCUACGAUUUGGUACUCGGCCAUGACCAAGUAAUCUGGCCAGGCCGUCAACUCAACGCUCCACUCAUCCGGGAAGAGAACAACACCAUUUAUCUGAAUCUUAUCGCACCUGCCUUGAAUGGCGAUGCACCGAUCGCUUUGGCGCAAGUGACCAGACUCAUACGCGCGGAGGUUCUCAGAUACCACUAUGGAUCCAACACGUAUAUUCUGUCGAUUCACGAUGACUUGAUUGGAAGAACCACCAGCUGGAUACGAUCACGGCCACCCGAAGCUUUCACCGUGCUGGAGCGUGUCAUUCUUCAAGACUGGUCCUUCACGAGGUGUCCGCAACUCUUGGACUUGAGCAUCGAGUGUCCUUGCUGUAUCUUGGUUUUUGGACUCAAUCUUCACAACAUGGCGAUUGACUUUCCAACCCUUGGCAUUGAAGAUGCGAGCAACGCUGCGCCAGUUUUGAAGGCUGGACUCUGCGAAUGGUGUCAAGUUCGGACAAAGAAGGUCUUAAGGAAGCGAAAGAAGCACAUCGUCUACAGGCGACUGGUCAAAGGCUGGGAUGAGCAAGGUCUGUGCGGCGAACGCAUCGUGCAGCUGGUUCGUUGGUGGAAGGAGUACUCCAAGAUUCGGCCUCAGGCAAGACUGAAUCACUUUGCGGAGCUUGGACUAGAGGUCGUCGACAAAAGGUGA